UAGCUGCUGCUCGUGGAGGGAGGGGCGACAGUGGCUCUGGACUCUCGUCUCUUGUCUCUCUUCUCUCGGUUUCUUGCUCGCAGCUCUGCGAGAGCCUCAGCAAAAAGGAAGAUUGCAGGCUGGAGUUCUUGGAGCUGGCUGCGACUGUGAGUGUGCGACAACGAUGGAGGUGGAGGGUGAAGCCGAACGCUAGAGGCAGAGGCUCGAAGGUUGGAGCACUGGAGGGGAGCCAAAGGCUCAGGCUUUUUGGAGUUUGAAGGUGGAGGCAGGAGGCAACUAAAAUCUAGGGUUUUUUUUUUUGAAGUUUGAAUGUGGAAGAUGGAAGAAGAAGAAGCCUUUUCUCAAGGACCUUGAGGGUAGGGUUUGUUCUGGUGGAUAUAAGGACCAUAGCAGAGUUGAACGCACUUUGAUUGGCUUGAUAAGGCAGUAGUAUGGAGAAGAUUUCUGCAGCUUGUGCCAUGGAAUGGAGCAUUGAACUUGAGAAGGGUCUCCGAUCAAAAAAGCCUGGUCGACCGAUGGAAACAAUACUACAAUUUGGCCUGCAACUUGAGCAGUGGAAUAGAGAGCCUGGACCCACAAUGACGGAAUAUAACAUGUUUGGCUUAGUUCCUGGAGAAGAUAGACUUUUUGCAAACGCAAUCCUCCUUAGGCUUGCAGAUGCUUUUAGGUCAGGUGACAAGCAGACAAGACGUUGUGUUGUGAAGGUUUUCUUAUUGGAGCUGAGGCGCCAUGGCAAGAGAAGUGGACGGGACAACGGGAUUUUGUCCAAGCACAGGGUAGACAACCAAAAAGAACUGCUUAGAAGAAUAAGAAUAGUUUUUGAAACAGGAGAUAUUGAAUCAAGAGCACUAGCACUGAUUCUCUUCGGAUGUUGGGCUGAUUUUGCGACAGACAGUGCUGAAAUACGAUUCCUAAUACUUUCGGGUUUGGUUUCAUGUCAUGAUUUUGAGGUUAAAGCAUCUUUAUUUGCUGCGGGUCGCUUUUGUGAAUUUUCAGUUGACUUUGCAUCUGUUGUCUUAAAGAUAUUAGUUCAGAUGGUGACUUCAUCAAAGACAGUGUCUGCUGUAAGGUUGGCUGGAGCAUGGGCUUUUGCAAAUUUGGGUUGUUCAUCUCCUCUUGUAAAUAAAGUUUACAAGACUUGUUUAAAGUUGGUGAUAGAAUCUUCAGAAGAGGAUUUCAUGGUUGCUAUGUUGAUUUCUCUCUCAAAAGUUGCUUUGAAAUCGUCGCUUCUGAUUCCUGAACAGAUAGACUUGCUUGUCUCAUUUCUCACUCGAGAAGUGACUUCUCGUUUGAAAGCAAUAGCAUUAAAAUGUCUACAUUUUCUUUACAUAAGAGGUGCAUUUUCUCUUCCAGUCAGUGAACAUUCACUUAAAGCACUGUUCGGCAUGCUAAAUAAACCAGAAUUUUCAUCAACCUUGCAAUGUGAAGCUCUACGAAUCUUGCACAAGAUUCUAGCUAGCUUACCUGCUCUGCCUCACAUGGAUGUUCUUGAAUUUCCAAAGUUGCUUGCAAUUGUAGAGCAUGCAAAUUGCGAUUCGGUCAUGUCAUUAAGACUCUUAGCACUCAGGGUUCUCAUAGAUUUUUCAGGCAAAUUUAGGGAAAGAACAGAAAUGGAAUCAAGUGGAAUUUGUGCCAGUUCUCUGCCAUCCCAAAUCAUAUCACUGAUCUUUGAUCGGAUUACUGUUCUGGUGAAACUUUUAUUUGAUCCUCAUCAGACUGACUCUGAGGUGGAAGGAGAAUGUGAAAGCUUGCUUAGACUGCUGCUUCUCCUUGUUAAGCAACAUCCUGAUUUGGCUGUUUUGGCAAUGGAUAAAAUUAUUGUAUUUGUUGAAUAUCUGGUGAAAAUGCUUGACACAUUCAUGGCCUCAAGGCAAAUGGAUUUAUCGAUUGUCAAAGGGGAGAAGUGGACAUUCAUUUUGUCGAAGCUUAUGUUUUAUGUCUACAAAUUUGUGGUGGCUUUCCUGGAAAAUCUCAGUGAAGCUGGUGCCGUAACUACCCAAGUACUUGACAAAGUGAAGCUUUUGGCUAAAUAUGUACACUGUUGCAAGUUAUUUGAUUGCUAUACUCGCACAAUCUAUUCUCUUUUGCUGCAUUAUCUUGUCAUUUGCAAUGGCAUGAUUAAUGAUAAGGGAGCUUCCUCUCUCGAUAGAGACUUGGACUUAUCUCUUCAUGAUUGCUUGGUUGAGCAAGAAGUCAUUGCCCUUGAAUGCGCAAAAAAACUGUUGGCUGGGCAGGACAAUUGGUCUGCUUACACUGUUGGAAGAUAUUCAGCAUGUCAGGGAGCAUGGUUUACAGCUGCUUGUAUAUUUGGGCAACUGGUGAAAAAUGUUAAAUCUGAUUCUUGUUGUUGCUGGUUGAAAUCUUUGGUGCAGCUUGCUCAUUCUGAAGUGAAAAUCAAACUGUUUUUACUGAACCAGUGCUCCAGUUCUGUUGCUUGGCUGGAAGAAAACAAAAUCUUUAUCAUGCCUUUAGGUGUCAAUUUAGGUGAAAUUGGUCGGGAAACUCCAUGGAGUGCGAACCUACUCAACUGCUCAGGAAAGCUUGUUGAGGUUUGUAAUAGUAUUCGCUCUUCAGUGAAAACAUUAGAAAAUGCAGAACAGGCCUUUUCUUUUCAAAGAUGGCUUUUGGGUCUAAGAGUAAAAGUUCUAGAAACCAUGGUUGACAUACUCAAAUUCUUGGGUGCUCAUCUGUUUAACCUGGAUAGCAUUGGCAAAAAUAGAAAGGUAGACAGAAGUCUUAUGGUUGAGCAUUCAAGACUUCAACAGCCAAUUAGCUCCUUGGUUCAUUUUCUUACUAAAAAAUCCUUCCAGUUGAAGAGGCUAGCACAAGAAUUUGAUCUAAUUGCCAUUUCUUUUGUUGACUUGGACAUGAAAAGUUCAAAAAUCAUAUCUGUCCUUGCACUAAGUUGUUCAAUAUUGGCCUUUAGUACAGGAUUUGCCCUUUUCUUUCCUGAAGGGCUUGCUUAUGACAAUUUAACUACUUGUGAUUCAGAGAAGUUGGAAAAUUAUUCGCAUGCAAUAUUAGUACAAAAUUUAAUUGAGCGGUUGUGGAUUAUAGACCCUAAGACCUGUAUAUAUUUGAGGUUGCUUUUGAAGCCUACAGGACAAUCUGACAACUGUUUCCACUUGCCGUCUGGAUGUCAAAUGUUGAGCAUUGGUUGUGAAACGAGAGAUAUGCUGAGAGCUUGCAGUUACGCUGUUAAGGGGGUUGUUCAUUUGCAAAGUGAGGCAAACAAAGUGAACAAUGAGAAUCUUCCAUCUCAGGUGACCUGUGGUCUGGAAUUUCUGUUGGAUGUAAUAGAAAAAUGGUUGCAUGUUCCCUUCCAGAUUCCAAAGUACUUCUUUCAUGUGAGGCCUAGUGUUGGCUCAGAGCUCUUUGCCGUCAACAAAGAUGACAGAAGUCCAGAUGGAAUAUCUGUGUUUUCGGGCUUCCACCUAUCGCUAGAUAUUUGCCUUCAAUUGAAAAACAUGUCUCCAGAUCUCCUAGUUCAGCAGACCAAAUUGUACUGUAUCCUGUAUUGUAGGUCAUCGUUUCAGAUUUCUGGACCAAGUGCUGAUAAUAAGGGGCAACUGCAGCAGGAUUUUUCAGCUUGGGAAACUGACAAAAUCUUAGAUUUGAAUGAAAUGCUUUUGCAUUAUGUGAUGGAAGGCACUGAAAGAACUUGCAUUAAACGUUGUAGAAAUCAUGGUAGUGAUGGUGGAGAUAUUCAUGCAUUUGCGUGCUUUAAACCAAAUGAAAGAGGCCAAGGGUUCUCAACUUGCUUGCUGGAUGUCUCAGCUUUUCCAGCAGGUUCUUACAGAAUCAAAUGGCAUAGCUGUUGCAUUGACAGGCAGGGUUCUUAUUGGAGUCUUCUCCCUUUGAAUAAUGGACCAGUCUUCACUGUACAAAAAUAUACUGUUUCUUGAUUUUUGCGACAAAUUUGAUAAAGCGUGGUUUCUUAUACUAUAUUAUCUGUUUAUCUACGCGGUGUUGCAUCACCCCAUUCUGUGCUUGCUGUACCAUAUUGGCCCUUUGGAAAGACACAUUGGGGAAAUUAUUCGGAAGAAUCUCCAUUAACUGUUUCUUGUAGUCAAAGUAGUAGACGUGACUCUUUCAUCAAAUGAUGGAAAAUGGAUUCCCUUUACAUUGCA
Malania oleifera is the source of this 4130-nucleotide messenger RNA. RefSeq lists its product as uncharacterized. Gene Ontology annotation, biological process: snRNA 3'-end processing. The record is from RefSeq and is a predicted model, not a curated record. Lineage: Eukaryota; Viridiplantae; Streptophyta; Magnoliopsida; Santalales; Ximeniaceae. Bases 432 to 3905 code for a protein of 1157 amino acids. The transcript has 9 exons. Gene Ontology annotation, cellular component: integrator complex.